Urocitellus parryii (Arctic ground squirrel) is the source of this 978-nucleotide messenger RNA. The record is from RefSeq and is a predicted model, not a curated record. Lineage: Eukaryota; Metazoa; Chordata; Mammalia; Rodentia; Sciuridae.
UCUACAGGUCAUCUGUGAACAAGCAAUGAGAUCAAAACGAUGCAACUACUAAGUCAGUCUCAAGUAUCAGAAUUUAUUUUGGUGGGACUGACCAGCUUUAAGGAUAUAGAGUUUCUUCUCUUUGCCCUCUUCUCAAUUAUCUAUUUGGUAACAGUUUUAGGGAACCUUCUCAUUAUACUUACUGUAUUUUUAACUCCAAACCUGAACACCCCCAUGUACUUCCUCCUUGGGAAUCUCUCCUAUGUAGAUAUGUCUCUUGCUUCCUUUGCCACCCCUAAAAUGAUUGUGAAUUUGAUAAAACACAGGAAGACUAUGUCUUUUCUUGGUUGCUUCACUCAGAUAUUUCUUCUCCACUUACUAGGUGCAACUGAAACUGUACUAUUGGUUUCCAUGGCCUUUGACAGAUAUGUGGCCAUUUGUAAGCCCCUACACUACAUGACCAUCAUGAACAAGAAACUGUGUAUUUUGCUUGUAGUCAUGUCAUGGUGCUCAGGUCUCCUUCAUGUAGGACUUCAGUUACCCUUUGCCAUAAACUUACCUUUCUGUGGUCCUAAUGUGGUGGAUAGCAUUUUCUGUGAUCUCCCUCUGGUUAGCAAACUUGCAUGCACAGACACCUAUUUUGUACAAGUAGUCAUUGUUGCCAACAGUGGCAUGAUCUCCAUGAGUUGUUUCCUCAUUUUGCUUAUUUCUUACUCUUUGAUCCUCACAACCAUUAGAAGAAGCUCUUCUAUUGGGCAGUCUAAAGCCCGCUCCACUCUGACAGCUCACAUCACGGUGGUGAUUAUCUUCUUUGGUCCGUGCAUCUUUAUCUAUGUCUGGCCCUUCAACAACCACUCUGUGGAUAAGUUCCUUGCUGUAUUCUAUACCAUUAUCACCCCUAUCUUGAAUCCACUCAUCUACACUCUACGAAACAAAGAAAUGAAGACAGCCAUGAGGAAACUCUGGAGAGCUCUUGUGCAUUCUAAUGAAGAUUAUUAG